AUGAGUGUGAGUGCCACCCACACUCUCUCACCUUUGCCCCUUGCCUUCUCGCAAGACCGCAAAUGUGACUUUUUGUAUAAGAGCAAGACACACGGAGAGAUUUAGACCGUAAUUGUCAGCCCCAACCGCCUCUUCACUCAUCCUCCUAACCAUCUCCACUAGUUUCCCCCACGCUCACUCCUCCAAUCCUCUGUGACCCACCGCAUUGCCGCCCUGCUUCGUUGUGCAUCAACAGGACACGAUGAAGUUUGUUGUCGCUUCCAUCAUCGCUGCGGCGCUCGGCAUCGCCUCCACAACCCACGGCGCACCCACUCUACCAACGUGAGUAAGAGAAUGCUCCCCCCCAUCUUUUCGCUGCUUUGCACAGAAGAUUGUCGUGCUGCUGACCCCACCACGAGUCUCGUUUCAUCUGAGCACAGCACCGGACCUCUCCCCAAUUCGUACUACUCUCUGCAAUACCAAGACAAUCUGGUCAAGAAUCAACGCAAUAUAGCCGGUCAACCUUUCGCAAAGUACUUUCGACCCGAUCUCUUCCUCUACAAGGAAGCCAUCGAUGCCGGAAAGCAAUCGUUGAACUGCAACACUCAAGCCUUGAAGCAAGAUCUUUCGGAUAUUCGUCGUUUGCAAACGCCCAUCACCAACGAACUGCCUGGAGAGAGCGGUUGGUGCUCUUACCCCGAUGGUGGAGGCUACGUAGCAAGCAAGACUUACUGGCCAGGCGUGACUGGCGAAAUGAUCACCUGGUGGUUCUGGUGGCAUUCGGCCGCAAGCGUUCGUUAUUCCCUCUGGCAUCCUUGGGGACACGUCUCCAUCGACUCGACCUACAAGGACAGACUGGACAAUCCCAAUCUCUUGAACCAACAAAAAUACAUCGGUGCGGUUCAUCAUAUCAACGAAAUCAUCGGAGAUCAAUUGCUGCCCAUUGAUAUCCAUUUCAAAAAUGUCAGCGAUAUCGGAUUGGAUCCGACUCAAUUGAAGCCCAACGGUAUCGUCGCUUCCGCAUCCGGCGAGAUCUACGCUCAAGGAACGCCGUUGAAGAUCGCAAACAUGUAUCACUUUUGGCACGAAGUUCCCGGCGGUCUGAUUUUGCGUUCGCGCUACUUUUUGGGGAACAAUGUUCAAGUGCAGAUUCCUAUUCUGGGUCAAUUCCUUCCCAUCAACCAGAUUGCCGCCUUGCUGGGCAUCAAAAACAUCAUCGCAGUUAGACCUCUUUCUCUGCAGCAAUUCUUCCACGACUCGCAGGAGAUGACUCAUUUGGCUUCCAUCCUGCCCGACCUCUUCAAAGAGUACGGUCAGCUCAACAAGUCAGGAGGCACUUUCUAA
Ceraceosorus bombacis is the source of this 1323-nucleotide messenger RNA. The record is from the annotation of a GenBank genome assembly. Lineage: Eukaryota; Fungi; Basidiomycota; Exobasidiomycetes; Ceraceosorales; Ceraceosoraceae.